AUGAAGAAUUUUGGUUAUCAGCGUGAGACAAGACGAACUCGGAAAAAAAACUUCCGAGUUGAUGGCCGACAAAGAUCUGAGUUGAGACCAAUCAUCAUGGAAACUGACAUCGUCAGUCACGCGUCUGGGUCUUGUCAUCUGAGGUUGGCGAAUACAGAUAUUCUGGUUGGAGUUAAGGCGGAACUUGAGACUCCACUUCCGGCAUAUCCGGACAGAGGCCGGAUAGAGUUCUUUGUCGACUGUUCUGCCAAUGCAACUCCAGGGUUUGAAGGAAGAGGCGGGGAUAAUCUUGCUGCGGAUAUCAGUAGAGUACUAGCACGAGCAUAUGACAGUCCUGACGUAAUGAAUUUGAAUAAACUGUGUAUCCUUGCGGGGAAAACAUGCUGGAUUCUUUACGUAGAUAUUCUUAUAUUAGAGGUUGGUGGUAACCUGUAUGAUGCUGUGUCUAUGGCUGUAAAAUCUGCUCUCUUCUCAACCAAAAUACCAAUUGUUUCAGUCACAUCAGUAACUUUAACGCGUAUUGGGAACCACUGUGUAGUUGAUUCUACCCCUGAGGAAGAAACCUGUAGUUCUGCAUCACUACUUGUCUCUGUAUCCCCAGCAGGAUUCAUCACUACUGUCAAGAAGAUUGGUGGCGGAAGCUUCCAGCCGAAUAGCAUUUUGUCCGCCACGAAACAGGCAGUUGCGGUUGGAGUAGAUGUCAACAUUAAGCUCAUUCAAAAACUUAAACAGGAGGAAGCGAUGGGAAGAAAGCGAGAAAAAGUUGGAUUUCUUUGAUUUUGAUUUAUCGAAUAAAAUAUUUUUAGCGCA
Molecule: messenger RNA, 810 nt
Organism: Eurytemora carolleeae
Lineage: Eukaryota; Metazoa; Arthropoda; Copepoda; Calanoida; Temoridae
Product: exosome complex exonuclease RRP42
Exons: 9
Coding region: 1-777 (258 amino acids)
Biological process (GO): U5 snRNA 3'-end processing; U4 snRNA 3'-end processing; exonucleolytic trimming to generate mature 3'-end of 5.8S rRNA from tricistronic rRNA transcript (SSU-rRNA, 5.8S rRNA, LSU-rRNA)
Cellular component (GO): nuclear exosome (RNase complex); cytoplasmic exosome (RNase complex)
Source: RefSeq, a predicted model, not a curated record